AUGACCCUGGUGCAGUGCGAUAUAAACCUGAACUGCCUAAGCCUAGGCCUGGGAGCCUCCUGGGCUUCCCCCGUGUUAGUAAAGUUGGCGAAUUCUUCGGAAACAGUACUCCUUCACCCUUUAACACCUGAUGAUGCUUCCUGGAUUGGUUCUAUCGGCUUGCUCACGGCGGCGGUUGGUUUUAUAGUUGCUUACACCCUCAUAGACUACAUUGGUCGAAAGCACUGCGCCAUCUUGUCGGCCAUUUUUAGCACAGUGUCAGCCAUCUUGUGCCUCUUUGCUAAUGAGGUGUGGAUGAUCAUGCUAGGUCGAGCCAUUAACGGAUUGUUUGAGGGGAUCAUUCUGGGAGUCGUGCCGGUUUAUGCCUCGGAGAUAGCUAGCAAGGAAGUCCGGGGUGCCCUUGGAGUGAUGCUACAGAUAUUUUCCUCUUUGGGGGCCGUGAUCAUGCUCGGCGUUGGACCGUUCAUAUCCUACUUCAGCCUGAAUCUCAUGGUCACCGUGUUUGUUAUAUUGACCAGCAUACCUACUAUAUUUUUGCCGGACAGUCCGAGUUUCUUGUUUUCUAAAGGUAAACUCGAAGAAUCCAAAAAAGUCCUCAUCUUCCUUCGAUGUUCAGAACAUCAAGCCAACGAAGAACUAAAGGCGUACUCAGCAAACAAAACUGACAAAAAAUUAAGCCCCCUGACCGCUUUCUUGGACAAAAUGUUCCUAAAAAGUCUUAUAAAGCCUUGUUGUACAAGUAUAUUAGUAUUCCUAAUUGGAUAUAACUGUGUGGCGACGUAUCUGCAGACGAUUUUAGACAUUACGCGAACGAGCGUAAGGUCGGAAGUGGCGUCUGGUAUAAUUGGUGCUAUACAACUUGUGGCCAGUUUUUCGACUAUGUUGCUUACAGAUAGGUUUGGAAGGAAACCCAUUUUGGUGACGACUUUGCUUGGUUUUACUGUUGGUAUGGUUGGACUUGGAACAUUUUUCAAGCUGACAGAGACGGACACAAAAGUAUCCGGGUUCUUGAACUUUUUACCGCUAAUAUCUUUGAUAAUCGUCGUAUAUUGCUACAGUGCAGGCCCGUCGUCCCUUUUCUGGCUGCUUAUAGCGGAACUCUUCGACGACCGUUCCCGAGGCAUCGGAUCCACCACUGCCCUCUUCAUAGGCGCCGUACCCGGCUUCCUAACAAUCCGAUACUUUUCUUCCUUGGUCGACUCCAUUGGCGCGGCGCCGACAUUUUGGAUUUCUGGAAUGAUCUCUGUAAUACUAGCUGGGUUUAUAGCAUUCGGAGUGCCGGAGACUAGUGGGAAGAAUUUUGCGGAGAUUCAGUAUGAGUUGAGGAAUACAGUUAAAAAAACAUAG
Molecule: messenger RNA, 1347 nt
Organism: Cydia fagiglandana
Lineage: Eukaryota; Metazoa; Arthropoda; Insecta; Lepidoptera; Tortricidae
Product: facilitated trehalose transporter Tret1-like
Exons: 7
Coding region: 1-1347 (448 amino acids)
Biological process (GO): transmembrane transport
Cellular component (GO): membrane
Molecular function (GO): transmembrane transporter activity
Source: RefSeq, a predicted model, not a curated record